AAGAGUACUCAGAAAAAUUCAAAAGAUAAUGUUAAAAAUUCUGAUUUGCAUCCUUCAAAAAAUGUUGCUAAUAAUGAACAACCUUCAAAACCGACGCAAUCUUCUAAGAGUUCCUCAAAAAAUGGUACUAAAGAAUCUAAUAAUGAGCAACCUCCGAAACAGACGCAGCCUUCUAAGAGUUCUCCAAAAAAUGGUGAUGAAAAAUCUAAUGUACAAUCUCCCCAAGUUUCUGAGAAGAGUACCUCAGAACAGACACAAAUUUCUCAGAAAUAUUCAAAAGAUAAUACUAAAGCACCUGAUAAAAUAUCUCAAAAACCGACACCCACUUUUCAGAAAGGUUCGUCACAAAAUAAUGCUAAAGAGUCUCCAAAACCAACACCCGCUUUACCAUUACAAAAUGAUAUUGAUAAACUAUCUCUAAAACCAACACACACUCAAAAUGAUGCUAAACCAUCUUUUGAGAAAGAUCUAAAACAAACACCCACUUCGUCUCAAAAUGAUGUUGUUAAUCAGAAACCAAAACCAACACCCACUUUACGGAAAGGAGAUGAUGCUAAAAUAUCCGAUAAACUACCUCUAAAACCAACAUCCAUUCAAAAUGAUGCUAAGCCAUCUUUUGAGAAGGGUUUAAAACAAACACCCACUUCGUCUCAAAAUGAUGUUGUUAAUCAGAUUCCAAAUCCGACACCCACUUAUCCUAAAAGUUCGUCGCCUAAAAUAUCCGAUAAACUACCUCUAAAACCAACACUCGCUCAAAAUAAUGCUAAGCCAUCUUUUGAGAAGAGUUUAAAACAAACACCCACUUCGUCUCAAAAUGAUUUUGUUAAUCAUAUUUCAAAUCCGACACCCACUUAUCUGAAAGGUUCGUCGCCUACAACAUCCGAUAAACUACCUCUAAAACCAACACCCGUUCAAAAUGGUGUUCAAAAAUCAAUAUCAUCUGUUGAGCAGGCUUCAUCAAGGACGACACCUUUAGCUACACCUGAUGCAGUUGCAACGAAACCAUUAAAUAAAAUAGCUACUUUGUUAUCAUCAACGACGAUACCAUCACCACAGAAGAAUGAAGCAAAUACUAUGAAUACUAAAGCAACUAGUUUACCAGGAGCGACACCCUAUAUUGACUCAUCUAAGACAGCAUUAGAUAAAUCGCAGUCAUCAUCGGCGACAACUAAACCACCUUCAAUUGAUGCAACAAAUACGCCGCAUUUACCUGAUGCAGCUGCGGAGAAAACAUUAAAUAAAGCAACUACUUUGUCACCAUCAACGACGAGACCACCACGGGAGAAUGAUGCAAUUCCUUCGUCAUCUUUGACUACUACAUCAAAGACGGCACCUUAUAUUGACUCAUAUGCAAAGACAGCAUUAACUAAAACAACUACACCAACGGGGGCACCUUAUCUUGACUCGUUUACUGGAAAAACAAAACCAACUACUUCAGCGACAGCAAAUGCACCACUUGAUGCAAUUAUUACACCGCAAUCAAUGACAACAACUAAGACACAUUUGGAUGAAAUAGCGCUUGUAACUAAAUCAAAUACUUUAACAGCUACUUCAACAACGAUGAAUAACGCUAUAGGACCUAUUUUUCCAAUUCCUCGUGGCAGCACAACUGCCGAAUUACCAACUCCAAGUACUACACCAAAUCCUGAAAAAAUAACGGACUAUCAAUCAACAACGCGUACUAAAUCGCCUCGUCCCACAACCAAAGAUGAUGAUGAUGAUAAUACAGAUGAAGCACCUCCAAAAAAAACUGCUCAUAAAGAUAAGCCUUAUAUUCCUGUAAUAACUGGUUCGCUUCCUAUAGCUCCUAUGGCGACAGAACCUGCGAAAAAUACUGCUCCGCCAGAUGACAACUUACCUUCUGUUAUUGUUACCUCAACUGAUCCCUCCAGUUACUCACAACCGAACACUAGUCGUUUUACCAUAAAGAUAAACUUAUUGUGGCCUUCGGUUGUAAAUGACCCCGAAUAUCCUCCGAUACUGUGCAAUGUGUUACCAAAUAAUAUAGCGGAUUUCUUCGAUAUCUCGUCAAAUAAAAUAAAUGUAACUCAAUUAAAACGUGCGCCAGAUGAUAAUACUUGUUUGGCGGAUGUGGUAGUUGCAACAUCGAACGGUGAUGAAAUUAUAAAGACUUUAAGUAAUCCUUCCAGCAAAUUUUAUACUGGUGUGUCAGAAAAUCAAAAAAUAGUCAAUAAGUUAGUGAAUCCUAAGUUUCCCAUGGCUUUACAAGCGAAUUCAGCAGAAAACGCCCAAACAGCUGAUCAGAAUUUCAAUACUUCAUCCAAAUCUUCAUCGGGGACUAGUAGUCCUCUUGGAGCAAUUGUUGUUGUAGCAGUGGUUGGAUCUACAUUAUUGUAUGCUGGAUUAACUGCACUUGUGGUUCGAGCUUAUAAGAGAAAUAAAAAUAGGGAAUCUGCAAUCAGACAGGAUUC
Molecule: messenger RNA, 2432 nt
Organism: Dentiscutata heterogama
Lineage: Eukaryota; Fungi; Glomeromycota; Glomeromycetes; Diversisporales; Gigasporaceae
Source: the annotation of a GenBank genome assembly